UGGGGUUAUACCUGGGUCAGCCCCUCCAGACCCCAUUGGUAUAAAAGCAGCUGGUUUGCGAAGACUUUACAGUGCCAGGUUAAUGUCUACUCUGCUUUUGCUAUCAGUUCAAGUUGAAACUUCGAAGUUAGAUAUACUGACUGUGUAUAUAAGUUUACAAGUGUCUCCGAGUGCACCAGCAAAAAAAGUGUGACUAACUGAACCUUACCUUUCAUGAUGUCUGAGGGUUUUGGUUCUAAUUUUAAACCCUUCUCAUCUCCUGCUUCAAUCCCAGGACAGAGUGAAUCCAGUUGCUCUGCUGGCUCUUAUCCUAGUGGUGCUGAAAGUACCAUGUUUACUGGUGUUCCUGCCACUUCCUUAGAAGACAAUGCAGUUGUCCCCAAAACCUGCUCUACCAAUGAUAUGGACCAUGCUGUAACUGUAGACCACACUGGAUAUGUGAUGAUGCCUCAUCUGUCACGGAGUGGAUCAGACCAGUCACUAGACAGUGGAACUGCCAUGGAAGAUGUUAUCUGCAAGUGCCCAUGUGGUCGUACGGACUUCUCGCACAUUCUCAAUCCUCUACCUGAUUGUCUGGCCAAUCGCCAUUCUGACAGCCGAAGCUUCCCAGAGCUUGAUAUGAAAUCUAGCAAUAAAAUAGCUCAGGAUCAGCUGAAAAUGAAACUUAAAAGACAAACUCGAAUAAUUAAGCAAGAGUUUAGAACAUUUGGAUUGGCUGUGCGCAGGUAUGCAAAAUCUAUUCCCGAUGUUGAAAGUAUCUUGAAGGAGUGUCUUUCACUUGAUGGGAAAGUUGUUGAGGCAUUAGACUUUGAGAGUUUGUACCCAAAAUUCAGGGAAGGAGCUGAUCUCAUCAAUUUCGAUAUUUUGUCACGUUGCCUCACUGAUUUGAAAUCAUAUGAUGAUACAGGUGAAGAAAAUGAGCUCAGACGUCUUGCUGAAGAAGCCGCUGAAAAAUACGAGGCUUCUUUUCAAGAGUUUUCUCAGCAGCAAGUCGUCCUUGUACCUACCAUUCUGCAAGAUGCCAAUGGACGUUCAAAUUCAAUGUACAAAGAGCUGAAGAUAAAAGUCGAAGAAGAUUUUCGAAGCUUUCUAGUCGAGCGUUUGUUAGAUUUCAAGGAAGUCCUGAAAAGAAUUUUGAAAUUGGCUCCAGAUGUUUACCUUCGGGUCACCUCUGUCAGGGAAGGCUGCGUGGAAAUUUGCUUUGAGAUGAUCGGUUUGCAUGCUGAUACACACAUCAGUCUCAACGACGUUCAAAAGCAGGAAUUGUUGGCCAACAAGAUCACCCUCCUUGAAUAUGAUGGACAGGUAUCCUACUGCUGCUGCGAGCUUUGCAGUGAUGAGAGCUCCAGGGAUACUAUCAAGAAGGUGUACAAUGCUGUGUGCCUAGCUGACUACCAAAAAGAUGAAGUUGAUGAUGUUGAUGGUAGCAACGAACAUACAUUGGAUUGCCCAUGCCUAUCUCCUCAGGCAAGCAUUGAGAAUGUGUGCUCCAUGGAAGAGUGUUCCUUCUGUGGAAUAAGGCUUCGACGCUGUUCUCUGGAGUACCAUCUCCUCCAAUGUAAGAGAAGUGAUAGCAGCUGCCCAAGCUCCUCUGAUGAGUCUGACAUCGAGGAACUGCCCUGUGCAAAACAGAAUUGGAGUACUCCACUCAUUGCCGCUGUUAUAGAGCUGCUCUCCUCAAGAGCCAUGGGGGACCUGGCUACCAAGCGGUUUAAGGCACUACUAACAAUUGCAAGGAGUCAUCUCUACUAUCCAAGGGACAUACACACUGCUGCCAGGGUUGGUGACUUGAGUGCUUUGCAACAUGCCAUCAGGAGAGGAGAUGAUGUCAACAGUGUGGAUAAGGAUGGGUACACUCCACUCAUGUGGGCAGCUAUGGGAGGUCACACUGACACUGUUAGAGGGCUGCUCUCCUCAGGAGCCGUGGUGGACCUGGCUGACAAGAAUGGGUGGACUCCACUCACGUGGGCAGCCAUUGGAGGUCACACUGACACUGUUAGAGAGCUGCUCUCCUCAGGAGCCGUGGUGGACCUGGCUGAUGAGAAUGGGUGGACUCCACUCAUGUGGGCAGUCAUUGGAGGUCACACUGACACUGUUAGAGAGCUGCUCUCCUCAGGAGCCGUGGUGGACCUGGCUGACAAGAGUGAGAAGGCACUGGCCACAUCACCUGUUGAUCCCACACACGAGACCACUGGACAGCUUAAACAAAUAAAGAAUGUGAUGGGAUUUGACUGCGAGUUCCUCGACCUUCCACCUCAAAAUCUACAAAUUGAUUGUCCAGUUUGUUUCCAGACUAUUCGAGAGCCCCACCAGGUCACAUGCUGUGGAAAGAGGUUUUGCAAAGCUUGUAUUCAACGUGUUCAAGACAGUAAAAGUUCUUGUCCAACUUGCAAGGCUACAGCAUUUAAUUGCUUCCCUGACAAAGGAAUCAAACAAUCGCUCUAUCGUUUGAAAGUUAUCUGUAGCCAUCAGAAAGACGGGUGUGAGUGGACGGGGGAACUGAGACAGCUUGACAAACACCUCAACACAGAUCCACUGCCAGAGAAACAACUCGAUGGAUGUCAGUUUGUUGAGAUCAAUUGCAUCUAUAAUUGCGGGAACCAACUGCAGCGAAGGUACAUUCAAAACCACCAAACUAAGGAUUGCCCCAAACGACCAUUCGGUUGUGAGCACUGCCAUGAUUACAAGUCUACCUAUGAUGAUGUCACCAACAACCACUGGCCUAUAUGUGAGUCCUUCCCUGUCCCCUGCCCUAACCAGUGUGGUUCAACUAUCCAACGUCAGAAUAUAGACAGCCAUGUUGCCGAUGAGUGCCCCCUGACCACCAUCAACUGUGACUUCCACCACGUAGGCUGUGCUGUGAAACUCCCUCGACAAGACAUGCCAGAACACCUGAGAGAGAACCUACUCACACACAUCUCUCUAUUAGCCACCAAUAAUGCCAAGCAACAAGAACAAAUCGCUAACCAAAACUUUGAUAUUAAAACACAACAACUUCAGAUCAGUGUCCUGGUUGCUGAGAAUGAUGAACUGAGUCGUAGGAACACAAUACUACACGCGAUGAUACAGUCAAAUACUACCAGAAUGGCUAAAUUGGAGCCAUUGCAACAAGCACUCAAGACUGCUCCCUCUAAUGUUAACCCAAGGCCACUGGGACAGCUGGGUCCCCCAGUCCUCACGAUGUCAAAUUUCGAACAAUACAAAAAAGACAACCAUAGCUGGUGGUCCCCUCCAGUCUACACACACCCUCAGGGCUACAAGAUCUGUCUCAGUGUGAUUGCGAAUGGAACGGCUGCUGGUAAAGGAACACAUGUCUCCCUGGGUGUACAGUUUAUGAGAGGAGAGUUUGAUGAUUCUCUGAAAUGGCCGUUUCGUGGGAUUAUUUCUGUUCGAUUAUUAAAUCAAGUCAAUAGUAAAGAGCACGAAACGUAUUCGAUCACCUACUUAGAAAAUAUGGAUGACUUAUAUUGCAGCCGAGUUACGGAGGGGGAGAGGGGAGGUGGGUGGGGCCCACACAAGUUCAUUGCUCUCUCUAAACUGGAACCCGAGUAUUUACAAAGCAACACAUUGCUGUUUCAGAUAUAUGAAGUGGACAUCAAUGUUAGUUAGGUUAUAAUAAUUAUAGGAAGAUAAACUGUCCCUAUAAAUUUUUUUUGAAUUGUUUCAUGAUAAUGAAUUUUUACGCACACAAUAAUCAUCAUUAUCAUUGAGUUGAAUCAUCAUUCAGUGAGCAUUCUAAUUACACAGUCAACUGAGCAAUAUCUAUUAAAAUUCAACAAACACGAA
This is a messenger RNA of Halichondria panicea, 3786 nucleotides long. RefSeq lists its product as uncharacterized. The coding region runs from base 214 to 3609 and encodes 1131 amino acids. Gene Ontology annotation, molecular function: zinc ion binding; protein binding. The record is from RefSeq and is a predicted model, not a curated record. The transcript has 17 exons. Lineage: Eukaryota; Metazoa; Porifera; Demospongiae; Suberitida; Halichondriidae.